GCGAUGAAUGCGAGCCAAACUCGCAAAGCAGAAAACAUCUUCCGGACUGCUCGGCUUCAAACUGGGAGGAAAAUGCCUCUUCCGACACCUAUAAUCAAAGAAAUACCAAUUUGCCAAAAAAUAUGUAAAACAAUCAACUUUAUCAAGAAAGAAGACAGCAAUUGUUAGAUAUUGUUUUAUUUUUUAUAAGCGAAUUCUGUAAACCACCUGGCAAGACUUGUAGAAUAUCUAAGGAUUAUUCAUAUCUCAGAGGCAGCGAAGAUGACGGUAAUAUACCUCCGUUACAUUUCCUUGUGUACUGUUUUCAUUGGAGUCGCCCAGACCUGCCCGGAGCCGUGCGUCUGUGUGGACAAGUACGCUCACCAGUUCGCAGAUUGCGCCUACAAAGAUCUGCAGGUGGUGCCCGUGGGCUUGCCUUCCAAUGUAACGACCCUCAGUCUCUCUGCCAACAAAAUCAAGACCCUUCUGAAGAAUUCCUUCGUGAAUGUUACCCAGGUCACCUCUCUAUGGCUGGCCCAUAACGAGAUCGUCACCAUAGAGAAAGGCACGUUGGCAGUGCUGGUUCAGCUCCGUAACCUGGACCUGAGCCACAACAAGGUUGUGCAUUUCCCUUGGGGAGAUCUCUACAAUCUCACUUCUCUCCAACUGUUGAAAAUAAACAAUAAUAACAUGGUGGAUCUUCCCAGAGAUGCCUUUUCUAACCUCAAAGAUCUGAGAUCAUUGCGCAUAAAUAACAACAUGUUCACCACCAUUGUGAAGGGGUCCUUUGACUCUCUAAGCUCCAUGUCCCAUCUUCAGAUCUACAACAAUCCAUUUGACUGCACAUGCACUUUACACUGGCUGAAAGACUGGGUAGCAAAUGCUCUUAUCUCUGUUCCAGAGCCAGACCUCAUAACCUGCGAAACACCUGAAGACUUAAAGGGAAUCCGUAUUGUGCAACUGCCCAACUUGGAAUGUGUGGCCCCGACUGUUCACAUAAUGUCCCAACCUAACCUUGAAAACAACCAAAUCAAUGAAGGUGUUAUGAUUAUCAUGCACUGUAAUGUCACGGGAAGCCCGAAACCAGAGGUUAAGUGGAAAAUUCGCACUGGAAACCAGGAAAUUGAGUUCAAUAUGCCCAUUACUGAGACCAAAAAGAAUGAUUUGCCUUUGGAGAAUUCGAAGCAGACAGCAAAUCGUUUCUUGAUGUUUAAGAAUGGUACGCUGGUCAUCCCCCGCACAAGUAAACGUGAGGAUGGUCGAUACACAUGCUUAGCCACCAAUGAGCAGGGUAGUGUGGAGAGCUCGGUUAACGUGGUAGUGGCGGGCACCCAGAAAUAUACAAUCAAUGCCAUACAAGACGCAAUCCUUGACAAGACCCCCACCUCUGCACGUAAACCUGGGGUAAAGGUUCCUAAAAACAAUGUCAUUAACUGGGCCAAACCAGACGACACUGGCAAGAUGACCUUCCCAACCAGGGCAACUUCUGGGUCCUUUGGUACUCAGCGUAGUGGCGUGGUGAUCUCAUCUGGGCAGCCAGCCUUUGGCAAGAAAUGUGGUGUCAGUGACAGCACCCAGUACAUUUCCAAUCAUGCCUUCAAUCAGAGCUCGGAUGAGCUCAAGCAACAUACUUUUGAUUUCGGGGUCAUUGCCUUGGAAGUGUCUGAAACCGAAGCUAAAGUACAGCUCAAUCCCUUCCAAGCACCCACAGAAAAGGCACAUCUGGAAAUGCUAUACCUGUGUAUAAAUAUGGGAAAUGGGCACUCUGUGGUUCAAUGGUCCAAGAUAGAGGAUGGUAUUAACGCUUAUCGAUUCCAGGGAUUGAACCCCGGUACCAAUUACACCCUGUGUCUCACCUAUACAGGGGAAAACUGCCAGGUUCAAGUUGUUUUCACUACGAGGAAGAAAAUCCCUUCCUUGAUGAUCAUAGUGGUAGUUAGCACCUUCUUGUUGGCUCUUGCCACUGUUCCACUACUGGGAGCCACCUGCUGCCACCUCCUUUACAAGUAUCAAGGCAAGACUUACAAGCUGAUCAUGAAAGCACACAACCCAGAUCAGAUGGAAAAGCACAUAACCACUGAUUUCGACCCCAGGGCUUCUUAUGUGGAAUCGGAAAAGAACUACAACCCCAGUGAUUCGGAAGAAGAGGAGGUUGAGAGGGAAGAGGGGGAAGGGGAGGGGGGAGUGGAGGGGAGUAUAAUAAAUGAAUCCAUCCCUGGGUCGCAAUCCAAAGCCAACCAAGAAGAAUUCGAAGUGGGGUCCGAGUACAGUGAUCGAUUACCACUAGGGGCCGAGGCUGUCAAUAUCUCCGAAGAAAUCAAUGGCAACUACAGGCAGACGGCCCGCUGACUUCCUCACAGUCACCCUGUAAUAUAAAUACUAACAAGUAGGUUAAACAAAGGAAUUUUCUCAACCAUUGCUUUAUGUGAGCCCUAGUAAAGGAGAUGCGUUUUUUUCAAACCCGUCGGACUAUUUAGAAUUGAGGGUAUGAGAAUAGAAACAAAAUUAAAAGGUCCGACUAGGGUUUUGGGAGCUAAAUUCCGCUAAAUAAUCGUGCUAUGACAUAAACUUCAGGGAAAUAAUUGGUUUAUUUUUCAGAUAAACAAAUACACGACCCUUUUGUAAUUAUGUUUCUUAUAACACGUAAAAGUACAGGACAUUAAAGACAUUAAACAUCAGGCUACUAGUGAACGAGACACGAUUUACUGCUAAUGGCUGUGCAGAAAGUGUGCUCGUCUAUUAUAAGCGCCAGUUUCCUUUAUUCAGGGCUCUGGCCAACAUAACUCCAUUGUGGUUUACGCGUGCCCUUGUUUCAGCCGUUUGAGGUACUGGACAGCGGCAUCUCACCUGCGUUUGUUCAUCGACUGUUUUCAUGUUCUGGGAGAUCUAAAGGGUUUUACUGUUAAACCGUAGACAGGCAUGUGAAAGUGCUGGAAAAAACUCCAUGUCACUUACAACCAGACAGUGUUAAAUGUUCCGUCGAGUUCCGAAAAUGUGUGACGUUACUCGUUCAGUAUAUGGGUGCUUAAUACCCCUCGCUUUUCUGAAGCAGUGUCUAAUCUCGUGUGCGCUUUUUAUUGAAUCUUGUCCAUGGUAUGUCACACAUCGAUAUUUUAAAUGUGUGUUUUCGAUAUAUAGUGUAUAGGACAUGUUGAAUAUUCUUAAUGUCAGUCAAUGUGAUGUAAAUGGUGUGUAAGGUAAGUUUUUUUUUUUUUAAAUUGAAAUUAAAUAGUUAAUUUUGUCUACAAAGUUAUGCAUUUGAGCGCUUAACAGAAUUCCGUGUUAAAUCAUUUAAAAUAGUGGAUUUUUUGGUGACUAAAUGUCAAAUGUUGUUAUUAAAAAAAAAAAAAAAAAAAAAAAAACGGUUUUUUCUUAUGU
This is a messenger RNA of Polyodon spathula (Mississippi paddlefish), 3357 nucleotides long. It is a transcript of the gene islr2, whose product is annotated as immunoglobulin superfamily containing leucine-rich repeat 2. Bases 262 to 2328 code for a protein of 688 amino acids. The transcript has 2 exons. Lineage: Eukaryota; Metazoa; Chordata; Actinopteri; Acipenseriformes; Polyodontidae. Gene Ontology annotation, molecular function: protein binding. The record is from RefSeq and is a predicted model, not a curated record.